Molecule: messenger RNA, 1365 nt
Organism: Sugiyamaella lignohabitans
Lineage: Eukaryota; Fungi; Ascomycota; Dipodascomycetes; Dipodascales; Trichomonascaceae
Gene: LDB17
Product: Ldb17p
Exons: 1
Coding region: 1-1365 (454 amino acids)
Biological process (GO): actin cortical patch localization; actin cortical patch assembly; endocytosis
Cellular component (GO): actin cortical patch
Molecular function (GO): Arp2/3 complex binding
Source: RefSeq, a predicted model, not a curated record
AUGUUGGUAUUGGGUCUAGAAGAUUUGAGUGUACCAUGGAGAAUUCUUAUCGGUGCUGUUUUACUGGUUGAUGGCAGGCUCCACAAGUCUACAUUGGAAAUGCUGCAAGAAGAGGCUGCCAUUUCAUUAAUCGUCGAGACUUUAUGGCAAGACCGGUUUUCAAAUAUCAGGUUGCAAAGAAUAUUCUUGGAACUGCUAUAUGAAAUGUGUAGGAUCCAAAAGAUACCCAUAAGAGAAUUGCAAAAAAUAUCAAAAGAGUUUUUGGAGUUUUUAUUUUCGGUUGUUGAGAAUAAAGCGGGAUACGACACUACCGAUCCCUAUAACAUGGCGGCCAUGAAAGUAAUUUUAGCAUUGAAUGAACAGUAUAUGAUUGCAGUUCUCAGUGGUCACAGUCCUGAUGAAUCUGAUGAAGAAGAGCAAGAAGAAAAUGCGAACCAAGAAAGCAUUUCCUUGCGAAAUAAAACAUUUGAUAUCUUGAAAAAAGACGGGGAUAUGUAUAGAGCUUUUGGGGAGAAUAUGGUUUUCAUAUUCAAUAGAGGCGCUGACAAGUGCAUCCAGCUCAUGAUGCUUAAGCUGUUGUAUCUGAUAUUCACCACCAAGGAAACUUUCCAAUACAUGUAUCUUAAUGAUUUGAAGGUUGUUGUUGGGGUGAUUAUCCGAGAAUUGCAUGACCUUCCUUUCGAAGAAGAGGAUCUUCGUAACACUUAUCUCCGAAUACUUCACCCCUUGCUUCAAAAUACCCAGAUUCGCUAUGAACAAUACAAAAAGGACGAACUCCUGUCCCUCUUGGAAGUUUUUGCUAAUCCAUCAUGCGCAAAUUCGCAUGCUAUUUCUGAAAACACUCAGAGGCUGGCUUAUAGGUGUCUACGAGUUGACUGGCUGGGUUACUGCUCGCCAAUAAUAUCUCCUAUUACCAGCCUUUCUGAACAAAAUACAGGCGUCUCGAUAGAAACUAGGUCAAGCUCAAAUUCUGAGUACAUAGACCGUAAGCAGACGUCAUCGGUUCCACUCAUUGAAAUGUCUCCAGUCACGUCCAUCUCCUCUGCAUCUUCCUCUACCACUGACGUGACUGAAAUGCCCAAACUUCGUCAUUCGUCUUCUCAUAAUCAUUUAUUGGUUACACACCACAAACGCCCACCCAGGCCUUCACCACGUAAGCUUCAGGCCAUGCAAAUUAGAAAUACUAGUGCUAUCGAGGUUGCAACGCUUGUGAAGACUCAUACUCCACCACCUCCCCCUCCACGACACCGCAAUCUAUCUCUUCCUGGAUCUCAAAUACUUGAGGGGCGGCCAUCUUCGACCCCACCUCCGCCUCCAAGGCCACGAAUGAUGCGGAUAGGCACUCCAGUAGGGCCAUGUCCUUGA